AUGGCCAAAAUUAAAACUUGCAUUCAACUGGGGCACCCAACGACGGUUGCAUUGAAAACACUUUUUAGGCUAUCCAGAGUACUUUUACAUCUUUAGAAAUGCAUUCUAAGCGGCGCUAUAAAAUUUGUAUCGACUGUUCGGUAAUCCUAUUAGGCAACUUGAGUCUUUUCGCCGAGUCUAUCAGGGCUACAGUAUUAUUUUCCCGAAAAUUUUAGAUGCAAUAAUUAUUUAAAGUUUUAGGAAAGAAAGAAUUUUUCUGAUUCCUCUUUUGGCAUUUUCGAAUGCGAAAGUUUUAGGUUUCCUUUUAGCACGAAAAAUAGCUUAUCCUGGGAGUGAAAUGCGAAAAACUAAACUUUAGAAAAUCGUAGGGAGUUUAUUAGAUAAGCUCCGAAAAUUGUUAAAGAACGUUCAUGUAGAAAUUUUUAGCCUUCCUUAAACCAUAGAAAACUCUAACCGAUUUUUGGUUCUCCGAAUUGAACAGAUAUUUUAUUGAAAACAGACGUUUUAUGACUGAUUCAUAUAACAACGUGUUGACACCGCUAGGGAACGGAGAAAAACGAGACGUCCUUGUUACCGGAAAAGGACUGAAGAUGGGUCUUCUUUUUCAAGAUUGCGUUUGUAAAUCCUACAAAGAAAAGUAACAUUCUGGCCACUUAUCUUAAUGAGGAAAAAAAACCUUUACGGCUUUAGACUAAAAACUGUGAAAGUCUUACUCUCGCAAGACUGUACUUUGUCUAUUAUUUGUAUUUUAUUUUUCUCCACUUAGCAUUAUUUACAACCAAGAGAGGAUAAAGGGGACAGAGAAGGCAUCCUCCGUACACACCCUAUUCCAUAGGUAAUUCGUCUCGAGUUAUUUUUAAGGCCGAUACACACGAGCAUGCUCCAGGGGCACGCUCCGGGAGCAAAGCUCCUCCGUGUGUACUAACGAUUUCAUGUGUAUACUUCAUCCUCGGGAGCAGAAUUUCCACCCCGCAAAAUGCUCCACGAUAUUUAACCGGUUAAAUAUUUGGGAGCAAGCUCCCGGGUCAAAUUGAGCGAACUUGAAAACGCUCCUCGUGUGUACUGACACGUGCAAAAUGAGCCUGGAGUAUGUUCCGGGAGCAAAACCCCUCGUGUGUAUCGGCCUUUAAGACCACAGAUCCCAAAGGGGAUUAGACAACAGCCAAUCAUGUGUUCCGCGUGGAUGACCCACGCUCUGAGCCACGCGUCCUUCACGAAUUGAGGCAGAAAAAAAUGGCGGAAGACGCGGAGAGCGAUAUUGCUAUUCGUUUUGUCUUAAAGAGAGAUUUCUGCUAAAGCUGUGUCAGCGAAACGGAAAUUAAAAAAGAAUCCCCCUUCCUCUCUUGCUAACAGUACAGCAGGGAAAUCCUUAACACACUGAAUAUUCUCUCAGGAUCAUUUAUAAUUUACAGUUUGAAGAGAGCAAUUUCUGGUUUUAUUCUUUCAUUAGUCAUUUAUUAUUCAACAAAGAUAACACUUGGUGUCCUAUAAUAAUAAUAAUAAUAAUAAUAAUAAUAAUAAUAAUAAUAAUAAUAAUAAUAAUAAUAAUAAUAAUAAUAAUUUAAUAACUUCUAGGGCGCCAUUUACAUUCACUGAUCAACAGCGCUUAACAACGUAAAAAAACUACAAUAAAAUUCAAAUUUGUAAAACUAAUUACAUGUACAUGAAUAUUACUUGCUACUUGCUUUAUUGUACAAACGACCGGUUUGAACAGACCGGCGAAAUUUCUCAUUUUGUUUAAGCACUGAGGUUAUGAGAACUUCGAGUUAAACUGAUUUCACGGGUUGUCAAAGAGUCGAGCGAUUCCCUUUUCCCAGGUGAGCGCCGACUCAUUUCGCUUCAAUAUUCAGAAAUGCUCUCGAUCUCUUUACACUUCAUUGCCUUUCGCCCGACAUGUUUUGCACGUUUAGUCAUGCGAAACCUCCACGAAACAUCCACGCAGCGCGCGAGGUAACUUUAUCCCGAUUCUAAAAAUAACUCGAGACGAAUUACCUAUGGACUAGGGUAUGUAUGGGGGAUGCCUUCUCUGUCCCCUUUAUCCUCUCUUGUUACAACACAAUAGAGAUCUAAGUGAUCCUUACGGCAGGAAGAGUGAUGAAAAAAUAUAAAAGAAGACAAAAAUAAAGUGGUAAGUUAGAUUAUUUUUGUUUUCUUUCCAUAUUUUUCCAUCACUCUUCCAACGGUAAGGAUCAGUUCACCGUUUCAAUUUUAAAAUUUAGUACUCAAGAUUUUACUGACUUUACUGAUCCAGGUCUACUAGAGAUCCAGCUGACCCUCACUGAUUUGUCGUUGUGGUUUUGCCUAGUGAAUCUAAAGUGAUGACGUCAUAAAAAUUAAAUUUGUGAAAUUUUGUGAUUUGUCAACAUAUUCUGAAAGAACAACGUCCAAGAGGCCUACUUGCUAGCAUUUCGGGGCAAAUUGUCUGUGAGAUAUUAAUCCAGUUAUGGUCUGAUGAGUCCUGGAAUCAUUGAUUGUGAUGUCACAAAAUGAAACUAUAUUGAAAGCGAUAUUGAACAUGCCCCGAAUCUGACAUUCAAAAAUUCGAGAAUUUUUUACUGCUAAUUAAAAUGUGACGUAACACCGUCGCACCCUGUCAAAGUGUUCUAGCUUGCUAAAGCUUGCCAGCAGUUUUUAAAAAAGGAAAUUUUUACCUUUCGCCAUUGCUGCUCUUGUCGAUAGAUGUAAAUUCUCUAGUAGGUGUGGGAAAUUCAUAAAAUUUCCCGAAAGGGCCCGGAAGGUGAUCGAGCCCGCGCUUCUAUUAAUCAGUGGCUCUGUCAUUUAACAAUAGGUACUGCAUGUUACAACCUAUACUGUCUUAUGGUCCGAUCUAGUCGCAGUGUCUAAAGUGCAAGAUGUCUGUUAAAGAAGAAAAGAUCGAAACAACUAGUUGUGAAGUGCUGGAUGAGGCUUUCGACUUCAUGAAGAAGGCACACGAGCUCAUUAACCAGCAAGCUCUUGACGUUCGCAAGGAAAAAGAAGCUUUUGACUCCGUUGCGAAAAAGCUUGAUCAUGUGCACUUCGGUUCCACCAUCAAGCUGAACGUAGGUGGUCAGUAUUUCACCACGAGUCUUCAAACACUGACAAAAGAUACAGGAUCAAUGCUACACGCCAUGUUUUCCGGUAGAUUUGAUACAAAGCCCGCUGAAGACGGAUCUUACUUCAUUGAUCGUGAUGGAACUCACUUCCGGUAUAUUCUGAACUACCUUCGAACAGGGUAUCUUCAUGUCCCAGAUGACAAGUUAAUCCGCAAGGAGAUUCUCGAAGAAGCUGAGUUCUAUCAGAUUCGUGGAAUUGUGGAUGAACUUUGCCCACCGCCGUUCCUGGGAUCUAAAAUCCUGUCAGAUGAUCAGAAGCAAAUCUUUGUUAACAGUUGGCUGAAACAUCGACUAGACCGUCGCCAUUCCAGUUUUGUGCUGCUUUAUCGUGCAUCUAGGGACGGGUGGGUAGCAUCUAAAUUUCAUGCCAUCUGUGACCAUCGGGGACCUACCGUCACUGUGGUAAGGAGUGGGGACUACAUUUUUGGAGGUUACACUGAGGAGUCGUGGGACAAAGGUAAGUUGUGUAUGUGCAGGUGUUCUCGAACCUUAGCCUCAAUCACAACACCUUCCGGCAGUGGCACCUACACCAGCUGUACCUGCAAAUUAAGCCCAGCAGCUUUUUACCCAGUCUUUUAUUCCAUCUUGGCAGUUAUAACCAUAGUUCACUAACUCUCCUGAACUUACUUAGAAAUUUGGUUUGGGCUUUGUAAGUACAAACUAUUUGAAUUAACAUAGCCUAAAACAGAUCACGUUUUGAUAAACCACCACAUAUCCCCCGUGAAAUGACAUGUGACAAAUGACUGCAGAAAUUCUGUAAUGCUAAUGUGCUGUCACUUCCCAGAUCUAGUAGCUCUUCUGCAGUGCUUUAAAACAUUCCCUUGUGGCAUGGUGAAUAAGAAGCACUAACUUAUUUCAGCAGUGUGACACAUUGUUACUCUCACUGGAAUUUCUGUGCUGGAUCCUCAGGCAUCAUUUUUUGGGGAAAGCAGUGUUUGGGUUACAAACUGUGUAGUGGUGGAUCCAGGGGAGGGGCCUGGGCACCCUCCAAUUAUUCUGAGACCAAAUUGAGGCCAAAAAGAUUUUUUGGAGACCCCUGCCCCCCCCCCCCCCCCCCCCCCUUUUUACCUGAAGGUCUGGAUCCACCACUGCUGUCAGCUGUUUUGUUAUGCUAGAGUUUUCAGAAUUCGUACACUGCAGGUGUAUUGAUUCAAUGAGUUACUGUAUUUUAUCAAUUAAGCACCUUUUUAAACAAGAAGUAGCUGGGUGCUUAUUGACUUUUCCCACCUACAGAAUGAGUGCUUUUUCGAGGUGGGUGCUUAUUUAGAGUUGGGUGCAUAAUCAAAUAAACAGAGUAACAAUAUUGUUAAAGGUCAAAGUGAAAGACAACAAGGGAAUAGAUUAAUCAUUACCAUUAUUAUCUUUAAUAAUAUUAUUAUCUCCUUAGUAAACUAUACAAAUGUCUGCAACACAAAAAACCUUCUUACAUGCUAAAAACAUGGCAUUAAGAGGAAUAUUAUGCAAAACAUUUUCAAAGUAAAUUUUUAAAACAAUUGACUUCGUAAGGGUCACAUAGAACAUUAAUACCUCACCUCCAUAAGUAAUCACCUAGGUGGAGUUACCAACACUCCAUCAUCAAUUGAUGCCUCACCUCCACCUAGGAAAAAUGACCAGCCUUUCCUAAUUGAUCCCCAUCAUUUGAAAAUUGACAGGCAGACCGUUCUAUCAUGGUCCCCUCAAUGGCAUUUGGCAGAACAGUAAUGUGAUUUUGCAUUUUGUGAAAAUUAGACUUUACGUCCUAAUGUGGUGGGAAAAAUUAUUGGCAGAUGCUUAACCCUGUCAAGGCUCCAAGAGAGAUCAGUGUUGAAUUUCUCCUUGUUACAGUAUACCUAUAAAAAAACAUAGUAGUCACAACAAGAAUUAAGAAAGUGAUUACAAAAGAUGAAUAAAAUUUUGCACUUUAGAGGAAAUGACUAUGGGUAACAAUGAGAAUUUGAAUUUUGAUAUCAGGGUGUAAAGAGUUAAAGUCACUUGGGUCACAUUUUUAUGGCAUACAAGGCGAUUGAUUUAUCUCAGAUUAGCUCUGCUACUAUGUCACUAAGGAAAGUGAGAAAAAAUAUAAGCAGAUGGGAAAUGAGAUGAGGAAGGAAUCCGGGCAUAGAUUUUUAAGGCACUUGAGACUAAAUUGAAAUCUUUUUUUGUUGUUUUAGAUUCUGGUUACAAGCACUGUAUGGAGUCCUUUCUGUUCAGCCUUGUGAACCCAUCAGGAGAUACGCCAACCAAGCUACCACUCAAGGGUACUGAAACCCAGUAUGGAAUCUAUUGCGAUAGUUCCUAUGGGCCAUGGUUUGGGGACGGGGAUCUUAGAAUCAGCAAUAGCGCAAAUGAAAAUACAGAUAGCUACAGCCAGCUGGACAACACUUAUGAAUGUCCACCACAUGCAUCAAGUACAACAUUUUUGGUUGGGAACGGGAAUUUUACUGUCAACGAGCUGGAAGUGUUUGUCUUUCAAGAAUAG
Messenger RNA from Porites evermanni, 5553 nucleotides. The record is from the annotation of a GenBank genome assembly. NCBI's taxonomy places the organism in Eukaryota, Metazoa, Cnidaria, Anthozoa, Scleractinia, Poritidae.